AGACCGGUCCGCCGACAACACCGGUCCUGUAAAUCAAACAAGCUUUCAAUUGCCGUCUCUGUAAAUUCAAUCGGAGUAAAGAAUAAAUAUUGAAAGCAAGAGAGCACAAGAGAAAAACAGAUCGUGUUCUUACAGGGAGAGAGGGGGGAUUUUUUGAAAAUAGCCCUCCCGAUCUCCGACCACCAAGCCGGUAAACCCAGAAGACGGCGACAUCGAGGAGAUAUUCUCGAUUUCACUCCUAUGUUUCCAGAAUCCCCUCUUUUUGAUGCGCCGAUCCAAUGCCCCAACAGCGAGGCCUAGCUCCGACAAACUGAAAACCGACGAUUUUCCAAAAAUGGAUUCCGUCAAACUCAACUUCAGGCCUACCCGAUCCAUUUCCCGGAACCCUACCCGACACAACCUAAAAACUAAAUUCAUAUUCUAUUCUUCAAUCGCCUUACUCCUGGCAUUCGUCUGCUUCAUCUUCGAUUCCUCCAAGAAUCUCAUAAUCAAACAUAUGGCGAACAGGAAUUACGCGAUAGUCGUCGAUGGCGGAAGUACGGGAACCAGGAUACACGUGUUUGAGUACGAGGUCAAAAAUGGAAUUCCGGUGUCCAAUUUUCGGGGAAAUGGUUUACACUCAAUGAAGGUGAAUCCUGGGCUUUCAGCAUACGCUGAGGAGCCGGAGAUGGCGGAAUCAGCAAUUAAUGAAUUGGUGGCGUUUGGGAAGAAGGCGGUACCUAGAGAAUUUUGGGGCAGGACUAGAAUCCGGCUAAUGGCUACUGCCGGGAUGAGGUUAUUGGACUCUGAGGUCCAGGAUAGGAUUCUAGGUGUAUGCCGGAAAGUCUUGAAGGGUUCUGGUUUUAUGUUCCAGGAUGAGUGGGCAUCUGUUAUAUCAGGAUCCGAUGAGGGGGUUUAUGCUUGGGUUAUUGCUAAUUAUGCCCUGGGAACACUUGGUGGUGAUCCGCAGCAAACGACAGGAAUUAUUGAACUUGGAGGCGCAUCAGCUCAGGUUACAUUUGUUUCUGAUGAGCCUCUGCCCCAGGAGUACUCAAGUAAAGUUAAGUUUGGAAAUCAUACUUACAGCCUUUACAGUCACAGCCUACUUCAUUUUGGCCAGAAUGUGGCAUUUGACUUGUUGCGGGAGUCCCUUGUUGCAAGAGGGAAAGAUCUAGGCAUUGACUCCUUUCAAAGUGUUAAACCAAUUGAUCCUUGCAUUCCUAGAGGGUAUAAACAUGAGGCAGAACCAUGGAGCUUUUCGCCCAAUCAUUCUGCAGAAAAGACAAAAUAUCUCUCAACAUUGAAUCCCAAUGGUAACUUUUCUGAGUGCAGAUCUGCUGCACGGUUAUUAUUGCAGAAUGGCAAAGAGAAGUGUUCAUAUAAAAGCUGUGAUAUUGGAUCAGUUUUUAUACCAAAGCUACGGGGGAAAUUCUUGGCCACAGAGAAUUUCUUCCAUACGACUAAGUUCUUUGGAUUGGCCCCAAAGGCAUUUCUCUCUGAUCUGGUAGAUGCGGGGGAAAAAUUUUGUGAAGAAGAUUGGUCAAAGUUGAGGAGCAAGUACAACUCACUAGCAGAAGAGGAUUUGCUUCGCUAUUGCUUCUCUUCAGCAUAUAUCGUGGCCUUACUUCAUGAUAGUCUUGGAGUUUCUUUGGAUGAUGGAAGGAUUGGAUAUGCUAAUCAAGUGGAUGAAGUCCCACUUGACUGGGCAUUAGGAGCUUUCAUCAUGCAGAGUAGUGCUGACUUGGAUAGAGAGUCUUCUUCUAACUGGUUUGCAUUUAUAUCUGGUAGUGAUGUGUCGACUAGUUUGAUAACUGUCUUUGGCAUUUUGGUUUUAUUUAUUUUUGCGGUUUCUUAUGUACGAAACUGGAGAAACCCCCACCCUCAGUUGAAGACCGUGUACGAUCUGGAGAAAGGGAAGUACAUAGUUAAAGCGUGAGUAGGUAUUCGUAGCUUCUGUCUCUCCCGGGAUGGGAAGAACCAAAAAGACCAUGGCUCACACGGUGGUGGAAGAAGAUCCAAAUGGUCCGUUUUUUGAAACUUGUCCAAUUUACAUGAAGCUUCCAAUUCACAAGGGCAUGUAUUAUGCAACACACACACACAGUAACUAUUUGGAAACUAUGUUGAUGGAUAGAGUAGACAAGGACACAAGGUCAGGAGGCAGACUACAGAAUGUAAAUUGGGGGGAGCAGGGAGGGUCCUAUGCUGCCCAAAUGGAUUGUGUCCACAUGAGCUAGAGGAUCUUUGGAUCACACUCUGUGCCACGGGCUUGAGUGGGAGAAGGGUCCAACGGUUCCCAUACCUGUUUGAGCAUUACCCCCUUGGGCAGCAUUGACCAGACCAAUACAGUACAAUGUUCAUUUGAGUUCAUUCUGUCCUGGGUUUUCCAUAUUGGUGUAUAGCUUAUUGUACCAAAAUGUGAUAAUGUGAAGAUCAUUUAAAUUUCAUACUUCCAUGUCUGAUUUUUC
Messenger RNA from Cuscuta europaea, 2444 nucleotides. The record is from the annotation of a GenBank genome assembly. NCBI's taxonomy places the organism in Eukaryota, Viridiplantae, Streptophyta, Magnoliopsida, Solanales, Convolvulaceae.